AUGGCGAGAGGCAGCACCACGGCCGCCCUGCGACACGCCGUCCUCGCCGCCCGGACCACGUGCGCCAAGGUGCUGAAGAAACUGGGCCCCCGUGGAGGGCGGCGGCCGCGCCACCACGUAGCGAUGGCGGCCAGCGACAACCCGGUCUUCUCCUGCGGCGAGCCCGCCGUCAGCCCAGCAGAACCGCAGCGGCCGCAGCCCGACGCUCAGCCGGAGGACGCCAAGAGCCGCCUCACAGUCCUCACCUGGCUGGACGACGUCGCGGACCUGGAGGACAUGGACAACCGCCUCAACGAGGCGCUCGAGGCCAAGAUGGCCGCCGCCCAGCGCGGCGGCUGCAACAGUGGCUAGACCCUCGCUGCUCCGCCAGCAUCUGCACAAUACGUGCGAAACGUCAGAACUUCUACCUCGCAUUCUGCGUAGAACAAGAUUUAUUAGCGUUUUGUAAUACACACACGAUUACAAAUAUUAUAUUCACGUAAUACUUCCAUUUAGCAGUAUUACGUAAACAUUCACUUGAACAAGUGAAUCUUUGUUACCUGAGUACAAGAUAUACGCUUGCUGAUAAAUGUAGAUACAUUUUAUUUAUCGAUCUAAAAAUUAUUCUUAUAUUGUUUAGGAUAAAUGUAGAUACAUUUUAUUUAUCGAUCUAAAAAUUAUUCUUAUAUUGUUUAGGAAAACUUCUGUAUCACUGUCUCUAAACUGCAGCUGUAAAUACUUUUCGCAUAAGUCUUUUUUUACCAAAUUUCCUAAAAUAUAAGAUAGAGUAUAUUUACAUCAAAAUCUGUGCUUCCUGUUGUACAUAUUGUAUAAUACAUAUGCUAUAGCCAUUUAUCUAAAAGAAGUCUUUCAUAAUGAUCCAGUGCUUACAGAUACUGUAUAGAACAUUUAAAGAUAAACAUAUUGUGAUAAUCUGCUCAAA
Molecule: messenger RNA, 922 nt
Organism: Schistocerca cancellata (South American locust)
Lineage: Eukaryota; Metazoa; Arthropoda; Insecta; Orthoptera; Acrididae
Exons: 2
Coding region: 1-351 (116 amino acids)
Source: RefSeq, a predicted model, not a curated record